Messenger RNA from Dama dama (fallow deer), 2863 nucleotides. It is a transcript of the gene PLEKHG6, whose product is annotated as pleckstrin homology and RhoGEF domain containing G6. The transcript is spliced from 16 exons. Gene Ontology annotation, molecular function: guanyl-nucleotide exchange factor activity; GTPase activator activity. The record is from RefSeq and is a predicted model, not a curated record. The coding region runs from base 280 to 2658 and encodes 792 amino acids. Lineage: Eukaryota; Metazoa; Chordata; Mammalia; Artiodactyla; Cervidae.
UCCAACCUUCCACCAGAUGGCUGGAGCCGACAAGCAGAGAUAAGGGUCACACUUUGGACUCUGCUGCCAGAAGGGGGCAGUGCCCCCGGGGUCCCUGAUCCCCGAGGUCCCUUCUGCUGCCGGUCCUGCUCUCCUGCCUGGUUAAAGGAGGAAGAGGAGGCCGAGGCCGGGGCACGGGGCUAGCCGGCCACUCACCGACGCGGAAAGCGAGCCUCAGGGGGCUCCUUUCCCCUGCACAUUGGAGUGAUGAGCCUUUGCAGGUGACCCAGGAGAGAAGGGAUGCAGGCCUUAGGUCCUCCCGAUAAGAGUCCCCUCCAAGGGCUGGUGGCCUCCCGCAUUGAGACCUAUGGAGGCAGGUAUCGGGCCUCGGUCGUGAAUCCUCCAGGCAAUGUCAAUCCCCGAGGAGGCCUUUUGCUGGAUCCCAACCGCCGACUCCUCCAGGGCUACAACCCCUUCACCACGGGUUCUGGCCCGGCCCGACGCCUGUCUCCCCUGAGGCUUCGAGAACCAGUGCCCGAGAAGACACAAGGAGGUCCCUUUGGGGUCGGGACACCUCACUCCCCCAAACUCAAGGAAGUCACCAAGGCCCACGAGCUGCAGGUGAGGCUGCAUACCUUCAGCAUGUUUGGGAUGCCCCGCCUGCCCCGGGAGGACCGGCAGCACUGGGAGAUCGGGGAGGGCAGCGACAACAGUGUGGCCAUUGAGAAGUCCUGGAAGGAGCUGGUGCCUGGGCACAAGGAGAUGAGCCGGGAGCUCUGCCACCAGCAGGAGGCCCUGUGGGAACUACUGACCACGGAGCUCAUCUACGUGCGGAAGCUCAAGAUCAUGACGGAUCUCCUAGCUGCGGGUUUGCUGAACUUGCAGCGUGUGGGUCUGCUGACAGAAGUGUCAGCUGAGACUCUGUUUGGAAACGUCCCCAGCCUGAUUCGAGCCCACCGGAGCUUCUGGGAAGAGGUGCUGGGGCCCACCCUAGAGGAGACACGAGCCUCAGGCCAGCCUCUGGACCCAGUCAGCCUGCAAGACGGCUUUCUGACGUGCAGCCAGCGCUUCCAGCCCUACGUCCUAUACUGCCUGCGAGUGAGGCAGACCAUGGCCUACGCCCGGGAGCAGCAGGACCACAACCCUCUCUUCCACGUCUUCGUGCAGUGGUGUGAGAAGCACAAGCGCUCGGGGAGGCAGAUGCUGGGAGACCUGCUCAUCAAGCCCCACCAGCGCAUCACCAAGUACCCGCUGCUGCUCCAGGCUGUGCUCAAGAGGACACCCAAGCCCCAGGCCCGGGAGGCCCUGACCGCCAUGAUCGCAGCGAUGGAAUCGUUCCUGCGGCACAUCAACAAGCAGGUGCGCCAGGGCGAAGAGCAGGAGAGCUUGGCUGCUGCGGCCCGGCGCGUCGGGCCCUACGAGGUGCUGGAGCCGUCCAGCGAGGAGGUGGAGAAGAACCUGCGACCGUUCUCCACCCUGGACCUGAUGACCCCCAUGCUGGGGGUCGCUCCGGAGCACACCAGGCAGCUGCUGCUCGAGGGGCCCGCGCGCGUGAAGGAGGGGCGUGAAGGGAAGCUGGAUGUAUACCUGUUCCUGUUCUCUGAUGUGCUUCUGGUGACCAAGCCCCCUCGCAAGGCGGACAAACCCAAGGUUAUCCGCCCACCCCUCAUGCUGGAGAAGCUUGUGUGCCGGCCACUCCGUGAUCCCAGCAGCUUCCUGCUGGUCCACCUCACUGACUUCCAGUGUGUCUCCAGCGCCCUCACUGUCCACUGUCCCAGCGCUGCCGACCGGGCCCGGUGGCUGGAGAAGACCCAGCAGGCCCAGGCCACCCUGCAAAAGCUGAAGGCAGAGGAGUAUAUCCAACAGAAGAGGGAGCUCUUGGCCGUCUAUCGGGACCGAGAUGGGGAGUCCCCGAGCACCAGGCCCUCCACACCUUCCCAGGAGGGCUCUCAAAGCAGCACGGAGGGCAGGACUUGCGAGUCCUCGACUGUCAUCCCGCACCUGGUGGUGACAGAAGACACAGAUGAAGAUGCCCCCUCGGUACCAGAUGACACCUCGGACUCUGGCUAUGGCACUCUCAUCCCAGGCUCUCCCAAAGAGUCCCACUCCCCGCUGAGCCGUCUACGCUUGAGAGCCCUUCGGCGGGACCCUCGCCUCACCUUCUCCACCCUGGAACUCCGAGAUGUCCCUCUGCGUCCCCAGCCUUCUGACCCCCAGGCUCCCCAACGCCGAAGCGCCCCUGUACUGCCCGAGGAAGGUGUCCGGAAAGCAGGCAGUCUUCCCAGGGUAGACCCACCAACCUCGUCUGAGGAAGAAGACCAGACCUCAGUGGGCGAGAAUGUGGUGGUGGGAACCUUGCAGAGGGCCCAACUUCGGGGGCAGCUGUCCUCCUCCCCAACCCACGCUGACUCUUCUGAGGAAAGCCCCUGGGAGUCCUCAGGGGAUGAAGAAGAAGAGGGGUAUCCCUCCCAGGGACCUGACUACACCCCCUCCCCUCACCCCCUCCGGCCUGAGGACAUGCUCCGAGAGAUCCGCGAGGAACUGGCCAGUCAAAGGAUCGAGGGCGUCCCUGAGCCUGGGGACAGCAGGCCUCGGAAGCUGACUCGGGUCCAACUGCAGAGGAUGCGAGGGUCUCAUGUCGUACACCUGGACACACCCCUGACCACGUCAGAGGCGUGAGAAUCACGAAAGACCCUUAGCAUUUCUCCAGGAGGAAAUCUCUUCCGAUGAGUGCUGGUCACCACCUCUACCCUGGGACUCUACCUCAAGGACAUUUCUCCAGGCAUCCUGCCCCUCCUGCUCAGAGGACUUUGGGGAUCAAGAACUGUACAUUUAUGUAUCACAGAUACCCGGAAGCCCCACAUAAAGUUGUGCGUGAAAACCA